UGUCAUGGACAUGUAUGGUGACACCUUUAAACUUCAGGAUAUGUUGGAUUCAGACAUUCGAUCUGACUUGGAUGUUCUUCUAACUUGUAAUGGAGACUUGGAAGAUGAUCAGGAGGACCACCAACAUACAUUGACAGAUCUUGCUCCAGCUGUACCCUUAGAGUCUUUAGAUAUGGACAGUGCGGUAGGAGAAGUCGCAGCCUCCACAUGGUUAUCUCAGGGGUCUCAGCUUUUCAAUUUGGGAUCAGAUUUUGAUAUUCCUGGUGGAUUAUUGGUAAACCCCCAAACAGGAGUACCCAUCACCAUGCCUCAACCACCUACAGCAGUGCCAGCAAGAGCCAGUGAAAAUCAAACAUUUUGUACUUCUCAAAGAAUUGAUGGUUUACCUUCAGAGUCACAAUUAAUCACGUCCAGUUCAUCCCCCAGUCCUCAGCAUCUCAACCAUGCAGCUGUACAAAUUUCCCUUGAGCAGCCAUCUACUAUAACUGCAGUCAUAAGUAGUCCUAAGAGCAAACAGAAAUUCAGUAGUGGUAAGAACAGCAAGUCUGACCUCCAACAGAACAACAGGGAAAAGUCCUACCCUAAACCUGCUUUCUCUUACAGUUGUCUUAUAGCCAUGGCUCUUAAAAACAGCCGAACGGGAAGUCUCCCAGUGAAUGAAAUAUACAAUUUCAUGAUAGAAAAUUUUCCAUACUUUAAGACUGCUCCUCAUGGCUGGAAGAACUCUGUGAGGCAUAAUCUGUCUCUGAAUAAGUGGUUUGAGAAGAUUGAAAAACCAGUUAGCGGUGACAAAAACCAAAGAAAAGUUUGUCUGUGGGCCAUGAAUCCUGCCAAAAUCAACAAACUGGAUGAAGAGGUUCAAAAGUGGAGCAGAAAAGACCCUCUGGCAAUUCGUAGGAGUAUGGCAAAACCUGAGAGAUUGGAGCUCCUCGAGAAAGGACACCUAAAAGAUGUUUAUCCCAUAGAAGCACAAGAGUAUGGCACAACCAUUUGCCACCCCCUUGAGCAAUCCAUGGAUGUUACUAGUAAUUCUAAUGAAAUUCAAGAUAAUACAGUAACUACUGGUACACAGACAGAUCACUCUGGUGGUCAUUUGGCUCCUGUAGAGUGUCUUGACCCUUUAUUAUCAGAAGUUGACCUGCAGAAGGGAAUCUGGGAGAACCUUGGCGAGGACCGAAUGCAGCUUCUUGUGAACUCUCAGAAUGUUUCCCCACUAAUCUUUCACUCUACUGGUCAAACAGUUACACUUGGUACUGAUGAAUCAACAAUACCAGCCUUCAGCUGUACUGGGUAUAUUAUUACCCAGGCCAGUGGACCAGGCUCAUACAGUUUACAUUGUCCUUACCCUAAUGAGGAUAACCAGGAAACAACAGCUAUAACAAAUAAUAGAUGAAAGAAAGAAGAGCAUUCUGUAUGAGAGUAUGUUUUUUUGUACAAAAACAACUGUGCCUUAAAAUUUUGAAAGCAACAAAAAUUCUACCUGAUAGCUGGUUAAUGUUUUACCUACCAGUUAGUAAUUAACUAAACUUGAUAGACUGUAUCAAGCAUAAGUUAUUUUUUCAUCAAACAUAAAUUUAAACAUCAGACAAAAGAAUAUUAGCUCAGUUUAUGUUGUAGGUAAAAGAAGCCUUUAUUUAUUAAUACAAGAAUUUAAUUUUUCAUUAUAUAGCUGCAUUAAUUUGAUGAGAAUUUAAAAAAGAAAAAUGUUUAAUUCUUUAUAUGGCCAGUGUAGUUUGUAUAAUUUGUACAAAAAGACUGUUGCCAUAUAGCCUACCCAGCUAUUUUAGCUAUUAGAUGUAGCACACCAUUUAGUGCUCCUAGUCAGGGAUACAAACCAGUUACUAGCCUCAAAGGUGUGGUGUCACUGACUAUAAACUUCCUAGUACUAUUCCUCAUGCCCUUUGUCUCAUUGUCAUUGUUUCAUCUAUAUAUAUGUGUGCAUCAGAACAAUCCAGAUUUUGUAACUGAGCAAAAUGGACUAAGACGGAAAACAGGAGAAUGAAAGACAUAGCACUGUGGCAUUUUGUUAUGAGUAAACAUUAUAAUGGAAACAAACAGAUACACAAAUAGGUUAACCAACAGCUCAGUGACAUCUGAAAACAACAAAAGUUUUGUAUUUUUAAGGCUUGUAAAUAAGGUUUCAUUUUGAUAAUCUGAGAGUCAAAAAUAUGUAAUUGUUAUAUUUACUUAAUGAAAACCUUUGAAUUGAAGGUAAUUUCGGUUCAAAGAAUGCUGAUCUGUUUCUAUUAAAGUAAAAUCAUCCUCUUAUAAGAAAUAAAAUAAUAAGUAAUUUCAAUCUACUUUGCUUUGGGUAUGUGUGUGGCAAAAACAAAAAAAAAAGAUCAUGUAUAGGUUACAUAUUUCAAGUUAUGCUUUUGACUAGUUAUACAAAAAAGAAAAGAUACUUGUGCCAAAUUUGAAGCAUGUGGGAAGGUUUAAUAGCUCAUUCACCUAAGUUCUUAAGUUGGUACUUAAAAAAUAUGUUCUAACUGUACUGAGAAUUUACAAGUGAUCAUUGAGUAAUGAACACACUGAUGAUUGGUUUGUACUUCAUAGCAUAAAACUGUGAAUAUAUAUAUAAGACUAGGAUCAUUACACAGAGCUGUAAAGCAAAAUUUCAAUGGUAAGUGUUGGGGGAUUAUAUUGCUAAAUGUAGACACUGCUUAUCAAAGUACUUAAGAAUAUACAUCUGAAUAUAAUCUGAAUUUAGUGAACUAUUACAAUAUUAAAAAAAGGAACAGUAAAAUGUUCUGUUGUAAGCAAUGUGAUAAAACAGCUUUAACUGUACAAAUAAAAAAGGUAAAAUAUGUAAAUAAUGUGAUUUUGAUACAUUAAUUUACAAAAACGUUUUUUUUUUACUAUAACUGUUUGGAAAUACUGCCACAAUUUAGAGUUUGAAAUAAUAUCUAAACUAAUAAAUAAAAAAAGUUGUUGUUUUGUUUUGCUUUCAAUAGAACUUUAGUCAUACUUUCACUUUUAUUAAUAAAAACUCAGCAAUGAAAUAGUUAGUUUUUAGAAUUUUUGUGCUUUGACUAACAUGUCGUAAGCCUAUGUCUAUACAUUAUCUUACUUUUUGUUUGAAACACAGUAGUCUGCAUGUCAUUCAAUAUUCAUACAACAGGUUAAUUCUUUCAGUAUUAUAAAUUACAGUAAAAUAUUGAGUGUAUCUAUAACAUUGUGCAACAUUUUACUUUAUUACAAAGGCUAAUGAAUUUAUUACCUUCCAUAUUGCCUUUAACACUCAAAUUAUUCAUAUUAAUUGAGGUUGAUUUUCAUAUCAUAAAUCUGCCAAAUUUUAGUAAACUAGGGAAUUACACAAAUGUUUAGUAAUUUUUAAACACUGUUAAGCUUUUAAUGAUGAAAUAAUAUAAGUUUCAUAAUCGAAACAAACUGGACAUGUGUUUGGCAAAAACAAAAGACCAUAUAGAGGUGACAUAUAUCAGUAUUAAAAUAUUGCAUAUAUUUCUCUAAGACUGUAUGAGAGUCAAUAUGCUCAAAUUUCAUACAGUGAUUAAAUGAUUAUAAAACCUUAAAUGUCUCUUUCAAAAACGUUUAAUUAUAGAAAAAUUGACUGAUUCAGGUUUUUGCUACAACAUAUUUAUAAACUAUUAAAACCUUAUAUGCAUCACUUGAAAAACUGUGACUAUAGCUGCAUGGACCUGUUCUUAUUUCUUGCAAUAUAUAUAUAAUGAUUUUGUAAAGCUCUCAGUACUCUGUCAGCAGUUUGUUCAUAGAGGUUUUUCUCUAAAUUUUGUAUAAUUUCUUUAGAUUAAUUCUCAAUGUAUUAUUAAUGCUUUAUAGAACUUUUACUUGAACUUGAAGCCAACCAGCCUGUUCACUGUCCGUGUAUUAAAACCUACAUGUUCCUUUUCAUUUUUAUAACUUCAAGUACUAUCUGUAUAAAACAGGUUUUAUAUAUAUAUAUAUAUAAUCAUCCAUUUGUCUCAUUUUAUUGACAAUGAAAUUACUGCACUACUUUGUCAGUCUCUUUCAUGCCAUGUAUCUAGUUUCCCAGUAUUAAAGCAUGACUGGUUAAGAUCGCAACUGCUUUUCUCCACAGUUAUUCAAAUAUUUAAAAAAAUAUAUCAAGUUUAUUGAUUUUGUUUUAGUCAUGGAUGUCAUUUAAGUGCAGUUUUGUCACUUCACUACAAAAAACAUCAAAAUUCUGAUUCUGCUUUAAGAAAAAUGCUGAUUGUUGUGAAAAAAUAUAUUGUACAAAUUUUAAAGUACAAAGCAUUACUAGUUAGCAAUGUUAGUAUUUUAUACUUAAGGCUUCAUUCUUUUGCACAGAGAGAGCUGUUUAUUGAAUAAUAUAAAUGUUAUUAGUUUAUUUAAAAUAUCUGUAAAUAUACCAUAUACUUUCUUAAACUACUGAUUGACUUAGUUACCUGGAGUAAGGCCGUUAUUAAUGCACUGUUAACAGCAAAUUGACAAACAACUAUUGAUAAGCAUAAUUAAAUGGAUUUAUUCUGGGAAACAUACUACAUAUUUCAACAGAACAUUUACCUGUCUUUGUCAGGUAUAAUUUACAGCUAAGCAUACAACAUUUUUCUCCUACACCAACCCAAAAAAAGAGAGAGAGAGAGAUUGUUUAAAACAAUAGCAAUCAAAAGCAAGUGUUCUUUCACUAAACGUUGACAAUGGUCCUAUCAAUGUAAGUGGCAUUAGAUUAAGUUUAUUCAGCUAACCUCACUCAAACACACUUGGCCAACCUUAAUCUUGUCUUUAGCUGUAAUCCUGCUGCUAGGUGACAACAUUCCUUAACAUUAAACCGUUGCAUCUUUUGUUUUUGUACAUAAAUCCUGUAUGCUUAGCUGUAAAUCAUACCCGAAGAAGACAAACCAGUGUUUUGUUAAAACAUAUAGUAUGUUCCCCAAAAUAAAACCACUUCAUUAUGCCUAUAAAUUGUUUGUCAGGGUACUAUUAUAUUAGCAUAAUGAACUUCCAUACAGAAGUACUGCAUUUUUGCUUAAGUUUGUGCUUUCAAGAUUUAUUGAGUUACAGCCUUACAUUGGGUAUGGUCAUUGAUAACAGUUACACAACUAAAUUACAUUGUUACCUCCAGUAUGAUCACUGAUAACAGAAUUGAAGAAGCACGUCCAAUUAUUGCUUUCUGUAAGAUUACAAUUAAUAAAGUUAUAAAAAAUAUUUUGCAGUUUUACCUGCAUUUGAAUCAAAGUAAACAGAAUUACACAAAACAAUUUUAUCAACAGUAAGAUUGGUACAGUACACUACACUAUGACUUGCAAUAGAAAUGUUAAUAUAGUCAAAUUAUAGACAGUAAGACAGUACUGUAUAGCUUAAAAAUUUUUUACUGAUUAUUUUCAUAAUUGGAAGCUGUUGUUGUUCCAGUAAUCUUUGCAUUAAAUUUUAAGUACUAGAAAUUACGUUUGAUAAUUCCAGAUAUAUAGCUUUCUAAUAAUAUAUAUAUUUUCAUGAAAAUGCUAUAUUUUGUAAGUGAACCAGUGCCCAGGUGAAAUGUUGCACAUUGUACUUAAUGUUAUUGUAUAUGUAUUGUACAAAUAAAGCUGCUUGUCACAUCUGUGUGAAUAAAGGGAAGUUGAAUAAAA
This is a messenger RNA of Limulus polyphemus (Atlantic horseshoe crab), 5570 nucleotides long. RefSeq names its product forkhead box protein O-like. NCBI's taxonomy places the organism in Eukaryota, Metazoa, Arthropoda, Merostomata, Xiphosura, Limulidae. The transcript has 5 exons. Gene Ontology annotation, molecular function: DNA-binding transcription factor activity, RNA polymerase II-specific; transcription cis-regulatory region binding. The record is from RefSeq and is a predicted model, not a curated record. Bases 5 to 1393 code for a protein of 462 amino acids. Gene Ontology annotation, biological process: regulation of transcription by RNA polymerase II.